GGGAGUCUUUUUAAGUCUUACUAAACCUGACCCUUGCACCCUGAGUCAGAAGAAAAGGAUGAAACAGUGAAGUUCACACAGUUAGCUGCCGUGUUGAUUUCUUAUCUAGGAAUUAUGACUGCAAACCGUUUGUAGCCAGCUGGCUGAGUCCUCUGCAGGCUGUUAGUUUCCCGGCAGUUCAGCUGCACAUGAGCGGAACAGCAAUGAGAGCCAGUCAGAAGGACUUUGAAAAUGCAAUGAAUCAGGUGAAACUCUUGAAGAAGGAUCCAGGAAAUGAAGUGAAGCUAAAACUCUACGCACUUUAUAAACAGGCCACUGAAGGAUCUUGUACUAUGCCUAAACCAGGUGUGUUUGACUUGGUCAAUAAGGCCAAAUGGGAUGCGUGGAAUGCCCUUGGCAGCCUGCCUAAGGAAACUGCCAGGCAGAACUAUGUGGAGUUGGUGUCCAGUUUGACUUCUGCAUCACAACCCUCUAGCCAGGUGGAGCCUGGAGCAGACAGGAAACCAUCUGCAUAUGAAACCCUGGAGGUGACCUCAGAAGAUGGCAUCACAAAGAUCAUGUUCAACCGGCCCACCAAAAAAAAUGCCAUCACCACUCAGAUGUAUCACGAAAUUAUGCUCGCGCUCAAAGCUGCAGGCAAGGAUGACUCAUCGGUAACUGUUCUAACAGGAAACGGUGAUUAUUAUAGUAGUGGGAAUGAUCUGACUAACUUCACUGAUCUUCCCCCUGGUGGACCAGAAGAGAAAGCCAAAAAUAGUGCCAUUUUACUGAGGGAUUUUAUAGACUGUUUUAUAGAUUUCCCUAAGCCUCUGAUCGCAGUGGUAAAUGGUCCGGCUGUGGGGAUCUCCGUCACCACUCUGGGGCUAUGUGAUGCUGUGUAUGCGACUGACAGGGCAACAUUCCAUACUCCAUUUAGUCACCUAGGCCAGAGUCCAGAAGGAUGCUCCUCCUACACUUUUCCGAAGAUAAUGGGUCCAAGCAAGGCAACUGAGAUGCUUAUUUUUGGAAAGAAAUUAACAGCAAGAGAGGCAUGUGCUCAAGGACUUGUUACUGAAGUUUUUCCUGAUAGCACUUUUCAGAAAGAAGUUUGGACCAGGCUGAAAGCGUAUGCAAAGCUCCCCCCAAAUGCCAUGAGAAUUUCAAAAGAGAUAAUGAGAAGUAGGGAGAAAGAAAAGCUACGUGCCAUUAAUGUUGAAGAAUGCAAUGUCCUUCAGGAAAGAUGGCUGUCAGAUGAAUGCAUGAAUGCGGUCAUGAACUUCUUAUCCAGAAAAGCAAAACUGUGAUUGAUGACCGCGACAGCAGAGUUAAGCUUUCCAAGGAAGGAAUGUGGUGUUAACUUAUUCCUAGCACUUGAACUAAAAAACUUCAUUGUGCCUUUUUUGUAGUGAGAAAAUAUCAAUUAUGGUGAUUAUAUUUUAUCGCAGCUCUGAGAAAUAAAAACAUUUUUUAAAACAAGUUUCAAGAAUUCA
This is a messenger RNA of Otolemur garnettii (small-eared galago), 1469 nucleotides long. RefSeq names its product enoyl-CoA delta isomerase 2 (gene ECI2). The transcript has 10 exons. Bases 189 to 1283 code for a protein of 364 amino acids. Gene Ontology annotation, molecular function: fatty-acyl-CoA binding. Lineage: Eukaryota; Metazoa; Chordata; Mammalia; Primates; Galagidae. The record is from RefSeq and is a predicted model, not a curated record.